Plutella xylostella (diamondback moth) is the source of this 1219-nucleotide messenger RNA. Lineage: Eukaryota; Metazoa; Arthropoda; Insecta; Lepidoptera; Plutellidae. The record is from RefSeq and is a predicted model, not a curated record.
CAAAGUGAUAUAAAAUGAUCUAAAAAGUGAUAUAAAGUGAUAAAAAAACAGUUAUUCUGAUUACGUUAUUUAAUCAAGUCCAAAGUCCAAUAACUGCCAAAUCAACAAAAACAAAAAUUUGAUGAAAUAGAUCAUAAGUUUCACAUCUAAUAACAUCGACUCAAUAGCGCAGUCGGCUAAGAGCUUGUCUUUUUGCCUUAUAAGCAUUCUCAAGCGAGAGACACGAGUUCGAUCCCCGCUCCGACCGACAAUUUUUGUAAGAAAUAUGGAGUCUCCAAGCAACAUAACACUACGAAGAAAAGCUAGGAGACACUCCGAAACUGAUAAUACAAAAAAUUACUCGUCCUCAACACUAGAUGGCAGCACAAAUAGCUUACCGAAUAUAUCAACAGAAAGUUGUGAUAAAUUGGAAGACUUACGACACGAAUUAGACGACAUAAAAAUCCAAUUAUCUAUAGCGCACGAAGAAGUAAAAAACUUAUCACUCGAAAAUGCUUCUCUGAAGGCCUCAUUGGAAGAAAUGAAAAAGAAAUGCGUACUUUACAAAAAAGUUACAUGCGACGUAACACCAAAGAAAACUAAGCAGACUUCAUCUACUCCAAAGAAAACCAAUGGCUCAAAAGUUUCCAAGCCAAAAAAUGUUACACUUAUGAAUACAUCAUAUACUACUACAGCAACACAGACCGAUACAGUACUGCCAAAUGCCACAAAAUACCAAUAUGAACCAAUUACAACUAAAGACGGAGCUAUGAAACCUAAAAACAAUGCGAAGAAACACAAUAUCUGUAUAAUAAGCAGCAACAAAAAUAACAACAUCACUGAGAUCGCUGAAAAUACAUUCCAAGGAAAUUAUAGAUACUGUCACCAUAUCCACACAAAUGGUAAUAUUGCUACACUUAUCUCAAGUAUAAAAACUACAUUAAAAAACUACACAAAGAACGAUUUUUGUGUCAUUAUGAUUGGCGAGGAAGACUUCAAAUGCACAAGUAACUACUUUGACGUGAUAAGUCAGAUAAGGACUACACUUCAAACCAUAGAUUUCACGAAUAUAGUCAUCUGCCUACCAACAUACAACUGCUCCCACAGCAAAAACAUGUUCAACUGGAGAGUUGAAACGUUUAAUAACCUUUUAUGGUUAGACGUCACCACUCACAAGUAUGCGCACAUUCUUGACUCUAAUCUGCAACUGACAUAUGAUUAUAUGACAGCACAGCCAUAA